Mesorhabditis belari is the source of this 1305-nucleotide messenger RNA. The record is from the annotation of a GenBank genome assembly. Lineage: Eukaryota; Metazoa; Nematoda; Chromadorea; Rhabditida; Rhabditidae.
AUGCCCGACUAUCUUGGAGAUGAUAUGCGAAAAUCGAAGAAAGGAGAAACGAAAGAGGAGGAGAAAGAAUUUCAAGCACUUGAUGAGGGUGAUAUCGCUGUUUUGAAACGCUAUGGCCAAGGACCUUAUGCUGAAUUGUUGAAGCAGCUUGACACCGACAUUGAAGAAGCCGUUAAAAAAGUCAACGAGCUUUGUGGAGUGAAAGAAUCAGACACGGGUCUAGCUCCACCAGCUCUAUGGGAUAUUGCCGCCGACAAACAAGCUAUGCAACAAGAACAGCCUUUGCAGGUAGCUCGCUGCACAAAAAUCAUUCAGACGGAGGGCCAAGAUCCUCGCUAUAUGAUCAACGUUAAACAAUUUGCUAAAUUUGUUGUGGAUCUUGCUGACAGUGUUGCUCCAACUGACAUUGAGGAAGGUAUGCGUGUGGGCGUUGAUCGGAACAAGUAUCAGAUCCACUUACCACUUCCAGCCAAGAUUGAUCCUACAGUUACGAUGAUGCAGGUUGAAGAGAAGCCCGAUGUAACUUAUGCAGAUGUUGGUGGUUGCAAGGAACAAAUUGAGAAACUUCGAGAAGUUGUUGAGACCCCACUACUUCAUCCUGAACGCUUUGUCAACCUUGGAAUUGAACCACCAAAGGGAGUGCUUCUUUAUGGACCGCCUGGAACCGGAAAGACGCUUUGUGCUCGGGCUGUUGCCAAUCGAACUGAUGCUUGUUUCAUCCGUGUCAUUGGAUCAGAGCUUGUGCAAAAAUAUGUUGGAGAAGGAGCUAGAAUGGUGCGUGAGUUGUUCGAGAUGGCACGCACGAAAAAGGCAUGCUUGAUAUUCUUCGAUGAGAUCGACGCUGUUGGUGGAGCUCGUUUUGACGAUGGAAUGGGUGGUGACAACGAGGUGCAAAGAACCAUGCUUGAACUCAUCAAUCAACUCGAUGGUUUCGAUCCCCGUGGAAAUAUUAAAGUACUGAUGGCCACAAAUCGACCGGACACCCUUGAUCCCGCAUUACUGCGCCCUGGACGUCUCGAUCGCAAGGUUGAAUUCUCACUGCCGGAUCUUGCUGGACGAGCACACAUCAUCAAGAUUCACGCGAAACAGAUGAGCGUCGAGAGGGACAUUCGUUAUGAUUUAUUGGCUCGUCUAUGCCCCAACAGUACAGGGGCUGAGUUGCGCUCGGUUUGCACUGAGGCUGGAAUGUUUGCCAUCCGUGCUCGUAGAAAGGUUGCAACCGAGAAAGAUUUCCUCGAAGCGAUCAAUAAGGUGAUCAAAGGUUAUCAGAAAUUCUCGGCUACUCCACGGUACAUGACACACAAC